AAAAAUAAACGUAUAUCACUAACACCUAAUUUACUGAGUCGUCACAUGAUUGCAGAUUUCAUCUUGACGGAAGAACAGAUUGAGAAUAAGACAUUGCUCAUGAUAGAUAAGUUGUUGCGGAAAAAAAAUACAUCAUUGGAACGAUGGACGACGAUGCCGCAGCCAAUUGAUAAUGAUCAACAAUCACAUGAUAAUCAGCUUCUCCAAGAUGAGUUGAAUUACCCGCAGGAAGAGUUGCGCUUAAGACACCAGGAACUUUUUGCACAAUUAACAGAUGAGCAGAGGAGUGUUUACGAAGAAAUUAUGGCCUCUGUCAAUACGUCAUCAGGAGGGGUCUAUUUUGUUUAUGGAUAUGGAGGAACCGGGAAAACGUUUAUCUGGAAUCUUCUUUCAGCUGCUAUUCGUUCAAGAGGUGAUAUUGUUCUCAAUGUUGCUUCUAGCGGAAUUGCAGCUUUACUAUUACCUGGAGGAAGAACUGCUCAUUCCAGAUUUAGCAUUCCUAUUAACCCUGAUGAAUUCUCGACGUGCAAGAUCCAACCAGGUAGUGAUCAGGCAGAAUUAAUAUCUAAAGCUUCUCUGAUAAUCUGGGACGAAGCACCUAUGAUGAGUAAACAUUGCUUUGAAGCUUUAGAUCGUAGUCUCUGUGACAUUAUGCAGACUACAGAUGAAACUCCUUUCGGUGGUAAAGUUGUAGUAUUUGGAGGUGAUUUCAGACAAAUACUACCAGUUAUUCCAAAAGGAAACCGAGCUGAUAUAGUUAUGGCUUCUCUUAACUCUUCAUAUUUGUGGAAAUACUGCAAAGUUUUGCAGCUAACCAAAAAUAUGAGACUCUUUUCAGAACAGGAUAAUAGUGCAGCUGAGGAGAUUGCAGAAUUUUCAAAAUGGAUUUUGGAUGUAGGAGAUGGAAAGAUUAAUGAGCCAAACAGUGGAGAAACUAUGAUUGACAUUCCGGAGGAUAUUUUGAUAACUCAAUGUGAUGAUCCUAUUGAGGCUAUAGUUUCAGAGGUUUAUGGGACAACUUUCAAAGACUCAAAAGACCCAAUAUUUUUUCGAGAGCGAGCAAUCCUGUCUCCAACUAACGAAGAUGUUGAUGUCAUCAACAACUACAUGCUUGAUCACCUAACUGGGGAGGAGAGAAUUUAUCUGAGUUCAGAUAGUAUUGAUCCUGCUGAUACGAAAUCUAAAGAUGACUCGGUAUUUACACCUGAAUUUCUUAAUAGUAUCAAAACAUCAGGGUUACCUAAUCAUUCUUUACGACUGAGGAUUGGUACACCGGUUAUGUUAUUAAGGAAUCUUGAUACUACCGAAGGUUUGUGCAACGGUACGAGGUUGCAAAUUACCCAAGUUGGUAAUCAUCUUCUCGAAGCUAAGGUGAUAACAGGAACUAGAGCUGGUGAGAGGGUCUUCUUACAUCGUAUGCUCAUUACACCUACAGAUUCUAAGCUUCCCUUCAAAAUGAGGCGUAGGCAAUUUCCUUUGAAAGUUGCUUUUGCCAUGACAAUUAAUAAAAGUCAAGGUCAAACACUAGCCACAGUUGGUUUGUUUCUACCUAGACCCGUAUUCUCGCAUGGGCAGUUGUAUGUGGCUGUGUCUAGAGUGAAAUCCAGGAAAGGGUUAAAGAUUUUAAUUACAGACAAAGUUGGGAAGCCACAGAGGUCAACCAUGAAUGUCGUUUACAAAGAAGUUUUUCAGAAUUUGUUUGAAGAAAAAGACAUAUAAGUAAGUAUUUGCUGUGUUGAUUAUGGUAUUAUAUAUUCUUACGAGAAGUCUUAAAUCUUUUGAUUUAUUGUUUAUGUUGCUUAUACUAAAUUAUGUUUAAUUAACAGAGGUUGUCUGGCAAGUUUGUGCAAGAAGAAGUGUUUUUACGUGGAAGGUAUGCCGAUUUCGUACUUUUAUAUAGUAAUUACUCAUAUUUUAAAGCAAACGGUUAACAUAAGUAAUUGGAGGGUUAACUACCUAUCGACAACUCAAGUGCUACACAAUUUGCAGGCAAACCAACUGAAAUUUUGCCAUGAAAAUCCCAUGUACUCUUCAAGCUGCUAUGUAUACCAUUUAUACAACUCCUUUUCAGUAAUUUCAAGAUUGCAGGAUCUCUGUGUACUCAUGUGUUUUAGUAGACAUUUUUUCAUAUACCAAAGUUUAUUAGAGGAAGUUUUUUAAAAAGUUCGGUUCCGUUUAAGACUUAUCUAUGUUGCAUAAUACGGACUAUUAUGCGUCUGAGCCUCUCAUGUUGGGUUUUUUUUUAAGAAAAAGGCAUCUCAUGAGCCUUUAGUCGUAUUUCCUAAGUGUGUAAUCAUAAAAAUAACAUAGACGCACACAAAAAUCAAAUUUCAUAUAUCAUUCAAGUGUAUAUGAUAUAUACUGUUUUCCAAGCCUCACGAAUUUUUACGAUUGCAUUUAUAUAGUUUCAAUCAUUAAAAAUUUUGGGAUCCUUAUGAUAUAGACUGUUUAUGUUAUAUCAUAAAAACAUGUAUAAUCACAGUUAGACAAUUAAACUUAUAUGAACUUCCCUCUGAUUUCUCUUAAAGUCAAUAUAAAGAGAAACAUUUUUCACAAAGAGCCGAGUAUAUAAUGUUUUUUUUUUUUGUUAGAAAGACUGUAAUUCGUUUGUUUCCGAAUUUAUGUAGGGGAUAUAUAGUGUUUCUAUAUAAAUAUUAAUGUGAAAUAUUCGCAAAAUCUUGAAUACGAAGUAAACUUUCACAUUUAGUUGUUUCCUUUCUCUCACAUGGUAUCAUAAGUUUAAUAAAAACUACAGUUAAGGCAAAGAUCAUAGUAUAUAAUAUUGAACAUAGAUUAUUUAGAAACUUAAUAUACUUAGCUAUCCCGAAUGUCUAAUAUAUUAAUGAAAUUAUAUAUAUAUAUAUAUAUAUAUAUAUAUAUAUAUAUAUAUAUAUAUAUAUAUGUUUCUAUAUUAUGGUCGUCGGUCAAUAAUCACAGAAAAUUUGCAUCCCAAGUAACCUAUGUGUGUUUAUGGUAUCUUCGGUACUAUAUUAGUUAAUCGAUAGUAAAUUUGUAAACUGGUACAAUAACCAGGCUGAAACUUAUUACCUUCGCUCAUUGAUGUCGACAUACACAUGUUUGUCUGCAUUGGUUCCAAGUAAAAACCAGCCGGCUAUUCGUGUGAAGAUAGUCAGAACAUGGAAGGCUUCCAUUGGUUCUAAUCGACCCAGGACAUGUUUGGUUAUUGGAGAUGAACAUGUAAGAAACAUAUAUUUUAAUAAAUCGAUUAUACUUUCUCAUAUAUAAUUCUAAUAUAUCGUUUCAUCUAUUACAUCAGGGUACAACCAUCGAAGCAACUAUACCUUGGGGUGUUACAUUGCCGUGUGGAGUAAAUCUGAACGAAGGUGAUUGGUUUGAAAUCUAUGAUUUUAAACUAAUUCAUGCUUCUGGAUUGAUACGCACAACAAGGAACAAAUACCAUAUCAUCCUCACCCAAAACGCAUUGUUAACAAAGAUUCAUCCUAUCAUACAGUUUAACUUCCUUAGCUGUGUGAAUUACGAAACCAUUAUCCGUGGUUUAUCGCAUCCUAAGUUCUGUAUUGGUAUGGGUUGAAAUUUCAGUCAAAGCCUAUAAUAGUUUUAUUAAAUUGUUCUUUUCCAUAUUUCGUAUGUGCAUAUAUACUCGAUACUCUAUGAACUUCUUAUCCACGUUUUUGUAUGUCUUUAGAUCUUUGCGGAGCUUUGUUUCAUGUAGGCCCUCUCGAAGAAAUAAUUCAAGUGCAUCCCAACCAGAUUAAUGGUGGACACCAAAGACGAAUUCUGUUUUCCAUCAUAAAUUUUGAGUGAGUCCUAUUCAAUUUUGUCAUUUAAAGUGUUUAUCACCAAAUUUCUAAAGACAUCGUGCAUUCAUAUGUUAUGCAGUUUUGAUGAAAUCAACUGUGUUGCCUAUGGACAUGUAGCUGAGAAGUUAUACGAAAACUGGUUUUCAUCAACUGAAAGGAUUGUUGUUUGUGUAUUAAAGCUAUGGCGAAUCGAGUGGGGCGAAGGUCAGUUUUAUUUAAUUUAGACGCUUUUAUAGAUCAACAAUUUAAAGAUUUGUUAUGGAACUUCAUUAUUUAUUUUAAUAGGUCACUUGAGCCAUCUCACAUAUUUUGAAGAAUGUUCGGAUAUUUUAUUUGAUUCUGAAAUUCCUGAAAUACAGAACUUCAAAUCAAUGUGAGUGUAAAUAUGAAUGUCAUUUUUUUUAUUAAACAUAUGUUGUAUAUACUAAAUUCUAACGUAAAUAAUCUAUCAGUAAUUUCAGGAUUCCAUUCUAUCCAGUUUGAGUUUAAAGCGACAUCGUUCAACCCUUUCACGUUUCAAGGAUGGGAGUUAUAUGUCAAAUUUAAUUUUGGUUUGGUUUUUUUUUUAAUUUGAUCGAACAUUCUGUUUUCUAGACGUUUCAAUAAGAUUCAAUUGGUUUUAAGUUGGGAUUUGUUUUGUCUUAAUUUGGAUAGAUAUAUCGCAAUAUUACAUUAAUAUUUGAAUCCUUUAUGGUCUUGCUUACCAAAAUUUUUGACCAUACGCCCAAACUUAACAAUAUAGCGAUAUAAUGGCUUCUCAUGGUUUUCAUGACUCGGUUUAUACAUUUUUGCCGGUUAAAUUUUGCGGAGGAACAUAAUUUCGUUAUGAUUCGACAAUGACAUGUAUCUUUAAUUUGGUUUAAUGUUUCAAUUGAGUAUAGUGUACCAUACUACCAUACUCUUAAUAAUUAAUUUGGCCCAACUCAAAGUGUAACACAUAAUAAUGGUUUCAACCGUUUCUCUAACUGGCACCAAGUCCUGAAAGUGUAGACCAUGUAUUAAGACCUGUAAAAGUACAAUCAAGUAAAAGUGUAAACCAUAGUAAUGUAUGAGAGUUAUUAAAAAGUUAUACAUAACUUACAUAUAGAGCGUUAAUUGUUCACCAAGUAAAUCAAUUCUGUUGGACUCAACUAUUCUACAAAAUUAACCGAGAUCGUAUUCUUUGAGAAAAAAAUUUUCCUUUUAAUUAUGAGAAAGGUCUAGACGUGUCCCCCAAGUAAUUGUUUUACACUUUGAGUUAAUAUGGAUUUAGACGUGUCCCCCAAUUUUUCUGUCUACAAUCGCACGUAAAGAUCAGACGUGUCCCACAAUUAUUUCCUGAAUAGCAAACCCACGCCUAUUUUAUGAAGUAAGAUAAUAUUCAUAACAUAUUUUCUAAAUUUAUGAAUACAAAACAUGGCAUAUAUAAUUAAUUUGGUAUCAAUAACAGAAGGAAUGUAAUAUAUAGAUUACCGGUUCCGAUCCUACCAAUAUAUUUACUAAAUCUCAUACUAAAUCUCUUUUAGGGUUCGGACGAAAGAUAUAUAUAUGAAAUGUGCGUGAAGCAACCUAAGCAAACUAAAAAAACAUUAGCAUACUAAUUUGGUCUUAUAGUGAUUUGCGUCAUGGUCAACUUCAUCUCUUUGAGUGAUUUGCAUAGUAAGAUUCCAUUCCCUGCAAUCCGUGUUAAGAUAAUCAAAAAAUGGAAUACGAAAAUUGGAAGAGAUCAUCACUCAAUGAUGCCCUUAGGAGAUUCGAAUGUAAGUAUUCUUAGAUUUCGUUCAACCUCUUAUAAAUGACAUUUAUAAACAAUUUGUGAAUUAAAUUAUUGUUCUUUUUAAACAGGGAGUAACAAUACAAGGAAGCUUAAACUAUGCUUUAUCUCUACCUAGAGAGAUUGAGUUGAAAGAAGAUGACUGGGUUGAGAUUCUCAAUUUCGACAUAAGAACAGUUUUAGAGUUGCAUAGAACGACAAAGCACAAAUACACAAUCAAGUUCAAUGAAUCGAGUUUGUUUAGGAAGAUACAACCAGUGAACGCUUCUAACUUUCUAUGCUGUGCAAACUUUCGUGGUAUAAAGAGGGGUCUUUAUCAUCCUAUGUACUGCGUCGGUAUGUUAACUAUCCUGUACUCUUUCUUAGAUUGAUUAACUAAUGCUACUAAACUCUGAAAAAAUAAUACUGUUAUGUAGAUCUUUGUGGAGCAUUAGUGCGUGUAGGAGAUCUUAUAGCUACUAAGCUAGCACAACCUGCCAACAUUUAUAACUCAAUUAUGUAUUCGUUGGAGUUCUCCUUAAUAAAUCUCGGGUUUCUACUUUUCAUUUAAUACAUCUGUUAAUUUUAAAUACGACCAUGGCUGUAGAAGUAAUAUUGACUGAUAACUUUCCCGAUAUUAUCAGGUACACUCAUAUACAGUGUGUUGCUUAUGGAUCUCUAGCCCAUCGUUUAAAUGCAUUCUGGCGUGCUAAUACUGCAGAUGUUGUUGUAACUGUUUUAAGGUUAUGGCGAAUUGAGUGGGGAGAAGGUAUAGUAUAUUUAUUUGGUACCUAUAAUUUUAUAUUCAGAAUUUUUUGGUUUGUGUUCUUAUUGUCAAUAUUACUUUAUAGGUGGUUUCAAUUAUGUUACAAACAUGAAAGGUGGUUCUGAUAUUUUGUUUGAUUCUGACAUCCCAGAGAUUCAGUUCUUCAAAUCUCAGUAAGCAUAGCAUUCAAAGUUUUUUAUUUUGUAUGAGUAAUAUAUAUAAAAUAUAUCCAUUGGUUAUUCCUAAUAUUUUUGAAUUUUUUUAAUUGUAGGAUUCCAAGCAUCGAUUUCUGAAGUCUAGAAGUUAUUCAAUCAUAUUUUUCAUUUCAAUUUAUUUUUACAAUACCUAUUUAUAUUUAGACCAUUCUUUGUAUUUGAAAGAAUGAGAUUUGCAUACUUAUUAUAAUGGAAUUGAGGUUUUCGAUUUAAAAUAGUUUCCUGAUUCUUACUGACUUCUUUGUAGUUUUUAUAUAAUUACUACAUAAAAUGGCCAAUCUAUAUCCUCCUCAUUAACACCCGAAACUAUCAAUUCAUAACAAACUAAUAUCCAAAUUAGAAAGAUUUAAUGUUUUUAAAUCUCACAAAAACCAAAUGUAAUCAUCUCAUCCCGCGCAAGGCGCGGGUUACUACCUAGUGAAGCUUUAUUUGUCAAGUUUAAGUCUCCAAUUAUGUGCUUUCAAAUCUAAUUUCGACUUUAUCUUCUCAAAAUCCAAUCAAAUCAUGUUCUCGUAUGAGAUAGACAAACAAUAAUCUGCAUCAAUUUCUAAAUCCUAAAUUCUAAACCCAAAUCGUAAACUCUAAACUUUAUUUAGAUGUCUUAGGUUUGGGAUUAGAGUUUACAACUGAAUUUAGGUUUAGAGUUUAUAAUUGAGUUUGAGUUUAGGGUUUACAGUUUUGGUUUGGAUUUAGGGUAUAUAAUUGUAUUUGAAGCUUUAUAUCUUUUAUGUGGAGAUGGAGAAGAAGAAGCCGAUGUCUUUUAUUUUUUCAACUGUUUUUCUUUUUUUUCUCUAAUUUUUUUUUGCUUAAUCUUACAUGGCAUUUUAAUUGGUUUAGAAGGUGUGAACCCAAGUAUUGUCCUUGUAAAAGACUAUAGGACGAUCUUUUUACUUUCUUGAUAUAAAAGUAUU
Messenger RNA from Brassica rapa (field mustard), 7406 nucleotides. RefSeq names its product ATP-dependent DNA helicase PIF1-like. NCBI's taxonomy places the organism in Eukaryota, Viridiplantae, Streptophyta, Magnoliopsida, Brassicales, Brassicaceae. Gene Ontology annotation, molecular function: DNA helicase activity. The record is from RefSeq and is a predicted model, not a curated record. Gene Ontology annotation, biological process: DNA repair; telomere maintenance.